AUGCCCAAGCCCGAUCCCAUUCCUGGCGUGUCCAGUGGUAUGGAGUAUUUGGUGGAUCUCAAUAAGAUCCUGGUGCAUCAACAAGUUGAGGUGGCAGAAUUGCUUUCAGGUCAAGAAAGUUGCAAUAAGUACGUAAUCUUAAACACCCUGGGCCAGCAAAUAUACUUUGCACAUGAAGAAUCGAGUCCCUGCUGCCGGAUGUGCUGUGGAAAUGAGAGAUCAUUCGUUAUGCAUCUUUUCGAAAAUUCUGGAAUCGAAGCCAUAAGGUUACGACGGAACUACAAAUGUUGCGCCAAAUGUGCCUGGUGCACCUGCAUGCCCUGCUGUGUCGAGGAAAUCUCGGUGGAGGCUCCUGUUGGGGAGAUAAUUGGAUACUGUAGACAGGGAUGUAGUUUCAUAAGUCCGAAGCUUGAAGUUCAAAAUAAGAACAAUGAGUUGAUGUAUAGUAUGCGUGGUCCCAUGUGCUUCUGUCAGAAUAACUGCUGCCGCAAAGACGUUAACUUUUCUAUCAAAGAUACAAACAGAAACAUAAUUGGAAAAAUUAGCAAUGAGUGGAGUGCUACCAAUAGGGAGAGGCACAGCGAUGCCGACAACUAUUCAGUCACUUUUCCGUAUGAUUGUGAGGCGGAAAUGAAAGCGGUACUUCUUGCUAUUAUGUUUCUUAUUGUUAGUUCAUCAAAUAAACUAAUUUAUUCAUUUAUUUAUUAUUCAAAUUAA
Helobdella robusta is the source of this 717-nucleotide messenger RNA. RefSeq lists its product as hypothetical. Gene Ontology annotation, molecular function: phospholipid scramblase activity. The coding region runs from base 1 to 717 and encodes 238 amino acids. The transcript has 7 exons. The record is from RefSeq and is a predicted model, not a curated record. Lineage: Eukaryota; Metazoa; Annelida; Clitellata; Rhynchobdellida; Glossiphoniidae. Gene Ontology annotation, cellular component: plasma membrane. Gene Ontology annotation, biological process: plasma membrane phospholipid scrambling.